Molecule: messenger RNA, 1220 nt
Organism: Pristis pectinata (smalltooth sawfish)
Lineage: Eukaryota; Metazoa; Chordata; Chondrichthyes; Rhinopristiformes; Pristidae
Gene: fam3a
Product: FAM3 metabolism regulating signaling molecule A
Exons: 10
Coding region: 315-1004 (229 amino acids)
Source: RefSeq, a predicted model, not a curated record
AGACGGGUCGGACUGAUACUUGUGGGAUACACAUGCAUGAUGAUAAACCUGAGUCCCUCUUCAGAGAAGCGGUGUGACAAUGAGCACAGGGACAGGCCCUUCGUCCCACCACACCUGUGCCGACCACGACGCCAAUUUUAACUAACCCAGUGACGUGAAAUGAAGAAGUGUUGUUGAUAGUGAAGAAGAUUCUCGUAGGUCACGUGGAUCUCGAUCAGUUGGGGAAGUGGGCUGAGGAGUGGCAGAUGGAUUUCAACACAGAAAUGUCAGGUUGACUGCUGGUGCUGGCUUCAGCCGUCUGCCCCGGACCCACGAUGAGGCUGGCAGGGCCUCUGCGGAUCGUGAUCCUCGUGCUGUCGCUGGGACUCCUCUGGGUGCUGGGCAGCCUGCUGUCGGGCCAGGGCAGCACCUUUAACAGACUUCGCCAGCUGCUGAGUGGUCCCCAGGAGCUGCCGACUGCGGAGUCCAAGCCCCGGAGGUACAAGUGUGGUUUACCGAUGCCUUGUCCGGAGAAACACUUUGCCUUUCGUAUCGUCAGCGGGGCCGCCAACGUCAUCGGACCCAAGUUCUGUAUGGAGGACCAAGUGUUCAUGAGCAGCGUGAAGAACAACGUGGGGCGUGGCCUUAACAUUGCGCUGGUUAACGGAGUCACCGGCCAGCUGAUGGACACCAAGUACUUCGACAUGUGGGCUGGAGACACUGGAAUUAACGAGCUGUUGAAGUUCCUGAGGCCGAUCUAUGACGGGACCCUGGUGUUCGUGGCUUCCUACGAUGAUCCCGCCACAAAGAUGAACGAGGAAGCGAGGAAGAUCUUUAACGAGCUGGGCAGCAAGGCCGUCAACGUGCUUGGCUUCCGUGACAGCUGGGUCUUCGUGGGUGCCAAGGGCAUCGAUAACAAGAGUCCCUUCGAGCAGCACAUGAAGAACGACAAGAGGAACAACAAGUAUGAGGGGUGGCCGGAGGCCGUGGAGAUCGAGGGCUGCAUCCCUCACAAGCAGGUGUGAGGCCUGCACCCCUCACUCCUCCCCGGCACCAGCGGCUGGAGGGGGGGUUGUCCCUGGCUCUCGGCCCACCCCUGUCGCACCCCCACUGGAGCCCAGUCUGGUAGUCCGGGUGCCCCGUGCUCCGUCCCACCCCCCCUCCCUCCCCCGUCUUCCCCCCCUCCCUCCCCCGUCUUCCCCCCCUCCCUCCCCCGUCUUCCCCCCCUCCCUCCUCGUCUU